GUCAUUUGCUCCAGCCGGGUCAGUGUCCCGUUGGUGUUAGCUGACAGGCGGCUAUCGGUUAGCCGCCUGCUCCGUCCCGCCUUCCUUCCUCAUCCGGCAGUGACGGCAGCCACAGUCCGGGCCGAGCUGUCGAAUGAACCCGGUUCCUCGAUGCGUCUCCUGCUGGGAAUAUGGCGGCGCCACGAACGCUCUGAGUCCCCACCGUCAUGCGUGAAUUGUAUUUUAUUUUACAUUCGCGUCCUUUAGCUUCGUGUUGACAAGACGCUAGCGAGAGCUUUUAGCCGUGUGCGGGGCGGGCGCUGGCGGCGGCGACGGCGGCAGCGGCAGCGGCAGCUUGUCCUCUCCCCGCGCUCUCGCCACGGCUGGAGGAUGCUGAAGCUGUUCGGCACGCUGGUUCUCGUCGGACUGGCCCUGGCCUGCCUCGCCUCCUGGGUGCUGGACAGCUACGACACGGCUUGGCACCCCAAACGGAGCGUCCGCGGCGGGGACGGAAGCGACCGGGGAAGUUCGCCCCCGUUUCCCGGGGACAAGCUGGAUAACAUAUUCUGGUUUGUUCAGGUUUCCGACAUCCACAUCAGCCGCUUCCACGACCCGAGACGGAUUCCCGACUUUGAAACGUUCUGCACCAAAACCAUCGAGGUGAUCAAGCCGUCGCUCGUGCUUGCGACAGGGGACCUGACGGACGCAAAGACGGCGAGCAAGGUGGGCUCGCUCCAGCACGAGGUGGAGUGGCAGGCCUACCACAACGUCCUCAAGAGGUCUGGCGUCAUGGAGCGCACGCGGUGGAUCGACAUCCGCGGAAAUCACGAUGCCUUCAACAUCAUGUCACUGGACAGUGUCAACAACUAUUACCGGAAAUACUCGGCCAAUCAGAAGGUGGGCUCCUUCCAUUACGUGCACACCACGCCCUUCGGAAAUUACUCCUUCGUGUGCGCCGACGCCACGCUGACGCCGGGACCCAAGAGGCCGUAUAAUUUCUUCGGGAUUCUCAAUCAGACUCAGAUGGACAUGCUGGACGUGUUCAGAGCUGAGAGUCUUAAAAGCAACCAGUCGAUCUGGUUCGGCCACUACACCACCUCCACCAUCGUGUCGCCGUCUCCGGGCGUGCGGGAGCUGAUGAGGUCAGCCGUGGCCUACCUGUGCGGCCACCUGCACACGCUGGGCGGCCUGAUGCCCGUCCUGCACAGUCGGCAUCCCCACGGCACCCUGGAGCUGGAGCUGGGCGACUGGAUGGACAACCGCAGGUACAGGGUUCUUGCCUUCGACCACGACCUGCUGAGUUUCUCCGACCUGAGGUUUGAAAAGUGGCCGGCGGUGCUCGUUACCAACCCCAAGGAUGCGCAGUACCUGCAUCCGGGCCUGGAACCUGUGGACCGCAUGCGAAGGUCCACACACAUCAGGAUUUUGGCGUUCUCUGAGGCCGCCAUCACAUCGGUGCGCGUCAGCGUGGACGGCGAGGCGUUGGGCGAAUGCCACCCUGCCGGCGGCCCCCUGUACGCGCUGCCCUGGGACCCGUCGCGAUACCUCACCGGGCUACACGCCGUCCGGGUGCAGGUGGAGGACUCGUUGGGCCGUCACAGUGAGCGGGAGCAACACUUCACGCUGGACGCGGACGGCGCAACCCCGAGCUUCGGCUUCGCGCAGUCCUUCAUCCUGCUGACGGAUCAUUACGUGGUGGGCCGGGCGGCCUUCGCGUUCACCAUGCUGCUCAACGUGGGCUUGCUUCUGUCCUUCAGGUUCUUCCGCCAGAUCCCGGCCGGCCGAGCAGGGUGGUCCUCGCAAGCUUGCAUGUCGCUGCGGCUGCUCAGUAAAGUGGACUCUUUCUUCUACUCCCUGCUGCUCUUCAACUUGUGUACAGCCUUGGGGCCGUGGUUCAUCGGCGAGCUGAUCGACGGCCAUAGCGGCGCCUGCUUCGCCUUCGGGGUGUUCAUCGACGGACAUUUCCUGGAGGGCAGCCUCACGUACGUGGUGGGCGUCAUUCAGCUGCUCUUCUUCAACAUGCCGCUCACCUUGUACCUGUGCUGGAGCCUCCACCUGCGUUGCCGCGGCAACAGCUUCCGCUCGCUGCUGCUGCGCCCGGGCUGCCGCUGGCGGUGCCUGGCGGUGCACCUGCUCAUGCUGCUGCUGCUGGCCUGGCAGGCGCACUCUUGCUACUUCCUGCUGGAGACGUACGGCCUUCUGGCCUUCCUGCUGUCGCCGGUGCGCACGUGGGCGCUGGGACUGGGCCUGAUGCUGGUCUACCGCGCCUGGACCUGCCCCGUGCCCUCUUGGAGCUCGGUGGCGGGCGGCGGCAACGGCAAGAGCGUCUCGCCGUCCUCCUGACAGUAAUUCGCCACUCUCGCCGCAUUCACCGGUUCACCUGCGUAUUAUUUACUACGCAUGUUUUCAAGUGUAAAGCACCGGCGAGCACAUUUCUGGACCAUAGUGUUCACCAGUGGUUCUCAAACUAGGGUGCCUGGAGUCUCGGGGGUCUGGGAGACGAAGCUGUGCUGGCUUGAGAGAGGAGUUUAAUUCGUUCUGUGACCACGCUUGUAUCUCAAAUCAUCUUUCCCCAUUGAAAUGAUGGAAAAUGCCAUUCAAAUUUCGUUUGUUAAUAAGGAAAAUACUACUCAAUCAUAUUCUACUUAACAUAGUCAAAUAGAAUGCAAUGAAUUGAACAGUUUGUGCAUCAUGAUUUAAUAAAAUUCAAUUCAUUGUGCUGCUCCUUCUGAUAUGCCUGUCUUGGCCACCGGGGGGGCAAUAUAAUACAGUCCUAAAGCUAUCAAGUGACAAGUGUCACCAUUACUAUGUCUCAAUUAGCUGCAAGAAUAUUCGUCGUUUUUCGCAGAAGAUAAAGAAUAUAUGCCUGUGUUAUGACAAUGUGACUAUCGAUGCUGAUGCUUAACCCCGCUAUGGCAUUUUCUAUGCGGUCAACAGAAGGCAUAAUAGUCUUUUUUGUUUGUUUUUUUGUUUAGAACAAAAUACUUACAACAUAGUUUUUUGUUUUCAGAAUAGAGUUCUAUUUAUUUUUUUUAAAGACAUAUUUUCCAGAGUAAAAGGGUUAAUAUUAGGAGAAUAAAGUUCUAUUUUUUUAUUUCGCCUGUUAAAAUAUGACUGUUUUCCCUUGUUACAGUACUUUGACGUUAAUAUAAUCAUACUAUGACUUUAUCUCGGGAAAAUACAACUUUAUUCUCAUAGGAUGGUGACUUUUCAUCCUGAUAAAAUACAUCUUUGUUCUUUUUGGGGUAAAAUGACAUAACUUUGUUCGCAUGUUACAAUUUAUUUUUUAUUUUUUGACAAAAAUGAAUUUGUUAUCCCAACAUUACAACUUUUUUAAAAAUAAAAAAAUAGGCAAGUUUUUA
Messenger RNA from Phycodurus eques (leafy seadragon), 3341 nucleotides. RefSeq names its product transmembrane protein 62 (gene tmem62). The transcript is spliced from 13 exons. Gene Ontology annotation, molecular function: hydrolase activity. NCBI's taxonomy places the organism in Eukaryota, Metazoa, Chordata, Actinopteri, Syngnathiformes, Syngnathidae. Bases 370 to 2322 code for a protein of 650 amino acids. The record is from RefSeq and is a predicted model, not a curated record.